Molecule: messenger RNA, 4688 nt
Organism: Mangifera indica (mango)
Lineage: Eukaryota; Viridiplantae; Streptophyta; Magnoliopsida; Sapindales; Anacardiaceae
Product: pleiotropic drug resistance protein 2-like
Exons: 20
Coding region: 110-4462 (1450 amino acids)
Cellular component (GO): membrane
Molecular function (GO): ATP hydrolysis activity; ATP binding; ABC-type transporter activity
Source: RefSeq, a predicted model, not a curated record
CUUAUCCGUGAAGCUUUUAAAUUAAAUGUUUCAUGUGCGACGUUAAAGAUAAUAGUUGAAGUGGAUAAAAGCUCUCUGUGAUCAUACCCUAUAGGUAUCCAGAAUCAACAUGGAUGCGGCUCUAGCCGGAGAUGAUCUGGCAAGAACGUUGAGCGGUCGGCUGAGCGGGGCUUCCCCCAGCCGACGGAGCUGGGUGGGGUCCACCAGUUUCCGGGACGCAUGGAAUGCUUCAUCGAAUGUGUUCAACCAGAGUGGAAGAGAGAGUAAUGAUGACGAAGAGGAGCUGAAGUGGGCUGCAAUCGAACGGCUACCGACGUUCGAUCGGCUGAAGACAGGGAUGAUAAGACAAGUUCUUGAUAAUGGAAAGGUGGUUCACGGCGAAGUAGAUGUUACUAAGCUUGGAAUGCGAGAAAGAAGAGUGUUGAUGGAGAAUAUAUUGAAGGCUGUUGAAGAAGAUAAUGAAAACUUUCUUAAAAGACUUAGACAAAGAAUUGAUAGAGUGAAAAUUGAGAUUCCAAAGAUUGAAGUUCGAUAUGAACAAUUAUCAGUAGAAGGAGAUGUCUAUGUUGGAAGCAGAGCACUUCCUUCUUUGCUUAAUGUUGCCUUGAACAAAAUAGAGAGUGCUCUAGAAUUGCUUCGGGUUGUCCCAUCUAGAAAGAGAAAAAUACAGAUUCUUAAUGGGGUUAGUGGCAUUGUUAAACCAUCGAGAAUGACACUUCUUCUGGGUCCUCCGGGCGCUGGCAAAACCACAUUGUUGCUGGCACUUGCCGGGAAGCUUGACAGAGAUCUAAGGGCAUCUGGGAAGAUCACCUACUGUGGCCAUGAAUUAAAUGAGUUUGUUCCUCAGAGGACGUGUGCAUAUAUUAGUCAACAUGAUCUUCACCAUGGAGAGAUGACAGUGAGAGAGACAUUGGAUUUCUCUGGACGCUGUUUAGGUGUUGGCACAAGAUAUGAAUUACUGGCAGAACUUUCAAGAAGAGAGAAAGAAGGUGGAAUUAAACCAGAUUCUGAGAUUGAUGCAUUCAUGAAAGCCAUUUCUGUUGCAGGGCAAGAAACUAGUUUGGUUACUGAUUAUGCUCUCAAGAUUCUUGGCUUGGACAUAUGUGCUGAUAUUCUUGUCGGUGAUAUGAUGAGAAGGGGUAUUUCUGGUGGACAAAAGAAGCGUUUGACAACAGGUGAAAUGCUGGUUGGACCAGCAAAAGUUCUUCUAAUGGAUGAAAUAUCAACCGGAUUAGAUAGUUCAACCACUUUUCAAAUUUGUAAGUACAUGAAGCAAAUGGUUCACAUCAUGGAUAUAACCAUGAUUAUUUCGCUUCUACAGCCAGCACCAGAAACAUAUGAUCUGUUUGAUGACAUUAUCCUACUGUCCGAAGGCCAGAUUGUCUAUCAAGGUUCACGUGAGAAUGUUCUUGAAUUCUUUGAAUACAUGGGUUUCAAAUGCCCUGAUAGAAAAGGAGUAGCUGACUUUCUGCAAGAAGUAACCUCCAAGAAGGACCAGGAACAAUAUUGGUUCAGGAAGAACCAACCUUACAGAUUCGUUUCAGUGUCCAAUUUUGUACAAGGUUUUGGUUCCUUCCACCUUGGCCAACAACUUGCGUCAGAUCUCUGUGUUCCUUAUGAUAAAUCCAGAGUCCACCGUGCUGCCUUGGUGACAGACAAGUAUGGUAUUUCAGAUUGGGAACUGUUUAAGGCAUGUUUUGCAAGGGAAUGGCUGCUAAUAAAGCGCAAUUCAUUUGUUUAUAUUUUCAAGACUACCCAGAUAACAAUCAUGUCAAUAAUUGCCUUUACUGUGUUCUUUAGAACAGAAAUGCAAGCGGGUACUUUGCUUGGUGGAGGAAAGUAUCUUGGAGCAUUGUUCUUCAGUUUAAUAAAUGUGAUGUUUAAUGGGAUGGCAGAACUUGCAAUGACUAUUUUCAGGCUUCCUGUCUUUUUCAAACAAAGGGAUCACUUAUUCUUUCCUGCAUGGGCUUUUGCCUUACCUAUAUGGGUCCUCCGGAUCCCAUUGUCAUUUUUGGAAUCAGCAAUAUGGAUCAUUCUAACAUAUUACACAAUUGGUUUUGCUCCAGCUGCAAGCAGGUUUUUUCGACAGUUCUUGGCGUUCUUUGGCAUACAUCAGAUGGCUUUGUCCCUCUUUCGGUUCAUUGCUUCUGUUGGAAGAGUAGAGGUUGUCGCAAACACUUUGGGAACCUUCACAUUGCUACUGGUUUUUGUGCUUGGAGGAUUUAUUAUCGCAAAGAACGACAUUGAGCCAUGGAUGAUAUGGGGCUACUAUGUUUCUCCUAUGAUGUAUGGACAGAAUGCUAUAGUUGUGAACGAGUUCCUCGAUAAACGAUGGGACAUACCCAACAAAGAUCCCAAUAUUGAUGCACCUACAAUUGGGAAAGUACUUCUUAAAAGUAGAGGUUUCUUCACAGAUGAGUAUUGGUAUUGGAUUUGCAUCGGGGCACUAUUUGCUUUUUCUGUUCUAUUCAACAUCUUAUUUAUAGGAGCAUUGACUUAUUUAAAUCCUUUUGGCGAUUCAAAAUCCAUUGUUGUAGAGGAAAAUGGAGAUAAAAAGAAUCAAGAAAUAGAAGAAAUUCGGAUGACAUCAGAAGUUGUUGGGGUUGCUGAACCUAAAAGAGGAAUGAUUUUGCCCUUCAAACCCCUUUCACUUGCCUUCAACCAUGUGAACUACCAUGUGGAUAUGCCUUCUGAAAUGAAGAGUCAAGGAGUUGUAGAAGAUCGUCUACAGCUACUACGAGAUGUUAGUGGUGCUUUUAGACCUGGGAUUUUGACUGCACUAGUUGGGGUAAGUGGUGCGGGGAAGACAACUCUAAUGGAUGUAUUAGCGGGAAGAAAGACUGGCGGUUACAUUGAAGGAAGUAUUAACAUUUCUGGAUACCCAAAGAUGCAAGCCACAUUUGCUCGUGUGAGUGGUUAUUGUGAGCAAAAUGACAUUCAUUCACCACAUGUCACUGUGUAUGAGUCUAUCAUAUACUCAGCUUGGCUUCGCCUUUCUUCAAACAUAGAUAGAAAAACACGAAUGAUGUUUGUUGAAGAAGUUAUGGAUUUGGUAGAGCUGAAACCAUUAAGGGAUGCACUAGUUGGCGUGCCAGGAAUAGAUGGUCUUUCAACAGAACAAAGGAAGAGAUUGACAAUAGCUGUUGAGUUGGUUGCUAACCCCUCUAUUAUCUUCAUGGAUGAACCAACAACUGGCCUUGAUGCUAGAGCUGCUGCAAUUGUAAUGCGUACUGUGAGAAAUACAGUAGAUACGGGAAGAACUGUUGUGUGCACAAUUCACCAACCAAGCAUAGACAUUUUCGAAGCAUUUGAUGAGCUACUAUUGAUGAAAAGAGGAGGGCAAGUCAUUUAUGCUGGACCCCUUGGUCACCGUUCUCAGCACCUCAUAGAAUAUUUUGAGGCUAUACCAGGAGUUCCGAAAAUCAAGAAUGGAUCCAAUCCAGCAACGUGGAUGCUUGAGGUCACUUCUCCUUCGGUCGAGAGUCAUCUGGAUAUUGAAUUUUCUGAAAUUUAUGCCAACUCCUCUUUAUAUCAGAGGUGUCAAGAACUUAUUAAAGAGUGUAGUACCCCAGCUCCAGGUUCUGAAGACCUCUACUUUCCAACCAAAUAUUCGCAAUCUUUUAUUACUCAGUCCCAUGCUUGUUUCUGGAAACAGCAUUGGUCUUAUUGGAGAAACCCCCAAUAUAAUGCUGUCAGGCUCGUCUUGACAGUGAUCAUUGGUAUUUUGUUUGGCCUUAUCUUCUGGGACAAAGGACAAAAGACAACCAAACAACAAGAUCUGUUUAAUCUUUUAGGAGCCAUGUAUUGUGCUGUGUUUUUCCUUGGAGCUACCAAUGCUACUGCAGUACUGCCUAUUGUUUCUAUUGAGAGGACAGUUUUCUACCGUGAAAGAGCAGCCGGCAUGUAUUCUGCACUUCCUUACGCAUUUGCUCAGGUGGCUGUAGAGACAAUAUAUGUGACCGUUCAAACUAUUAUGUACACUCUUAUCCUUUACCCCAUGAUUGGAUUUGAGUGGCAAGUGGGAAAAUUUUUCUUGUUCUUCUACUUCAUGUUGAUGAGCUUUAUCUACUUCACACUUUAUGGAAUGAUGGUUGUCUCACUGACUCCAAACCAUCAAAUCUCUGCCAUACUUAUGUCUUUCUUCCUUACUUUCUGGAACUUGUUCUCCGGAUAUCUCCUUCCAAGAGUGCAAAUUCCUAUUUGGUGGAGGUGGUACUAUUGGCUUUCGCCUGUGGCAUGGACACUUUACGGUCUUGUCAGUUCUCAAGUAGGUAAAAAUGAUGAUCUUGUAGAGAUUCCUGGAGCUAAUUUGAAGAUAACAAUGAAGGAAUUGCUUAAAGAUGGUUGGGGAUUCGAUUAUGAUUUUCUUCCAAUUGUUGCUUUGGUUCAUAUUGGUUGGGUUCUCCUUUUCUUCUUUGUGUUUGCUUUUGGCAUCAGAUUCCUCAAUUAUCAAAAUAGAUAGCCAGCCUUGAGCCUACUUUCUAUAUAUUAUUACUCUAUACUUACUCAUACUGAAAGAGGAAACAAAAGAUUACCUCUUUUACCUCUUAUUUUUCAAUUUCCAAGUGUAUUGUGGCUCAUAUACCCAAUAGUAGUUUGGCAUAACACAGAAGUCAGAGGAGUUUGUAAGUCAGUCUCUGUAUCUGUUUAUACUAAAAUCAUUUGUGGCUAAAGGCCACUUCUUUGAA